GAGAGGUUAUAAAUAAGAGGUGUAACCCGCGGGCGCGCGUUAAAUGCAUCGAUAAUGGAGAUUGGAUGAGUUCAACUUUAAUUACUUUAAUACCCCUGCACCAUUUUAGCACAGAAGAUAUCACAGUUUUUACAAGGAAACGUCCAGGAAAGACGCUCCUUCCUUCUCUCCUAUUCCUGUUUUACAUUUAAACUAGAAUCAUGUCAGACAGGGGUGACUGUAUCAAUGCAUCAUUUCACCAUACUGAUAAUAACACACCAAAACAGACCGAUAGAUCCAAUUUAAAGCACUUAAAACCUCUAUCUAAAUAUGCACGAAUGGUCUGUCAACAGUAUAAUUCAAACAAACCCCUGUGCGAUAUUCAAGUACAGAUUGCGAAUAAAACAAUUGCCGGACAAAAGCGAAAACUAGAUGAUUCGGGUCUGGAUGAGUCGUGCGAGACCCCCCUAAAAAGUCCUUGCUUGUAUAGAUUAUGCUCCACAGAUGAGGGCUGUGUUGUAGAUUCUUUGGAGCCCUUAAGUGAAGUUCAGAGAUCCACACCGAUACAGAAACUAAUAAUAUCGAAGGAUGUGACCCCACCACGGUCAAAGAUAAUUCAUUCUUCAUCCACCCCCAUCAAGUCCACAACUUUGCCCCAAUGCAUGGGUCAAAGCCCAGAUAGCCUUCCAUCCCCUAUACCAGUACUGAACUGGGACAGAGAUGGACCAUCAAACUUAACUGUUUCAUUGACUGGCUGUGCUGGAAGUGGCCAGCGCAAGGUGAGGAAGGUCUCGCACGUUCACAAUCCAGCACACGAAUCGAAACCCCAAAGCGCGACCCCAGAGACGGGGACUAAGGAGACAAAUGAGACCGCUGUCGGCACGUCGAAAGAGGAAGGAGUGUCGGUGUGUCAGCCGGCAGAAGUAACGUUGGAGGUGACCACGGAGAACGAAGAGAGCUUUGAAACCUCAUUGCCUCUCCAGGUUCAGGUGAAAUCUAAAGUGGUGAUUCCAGAGGGCACAAAGACUGUCUGUCAAACAACAGAUACUCAGUCAGUGACCAAACCACAAUCUCAGACCAACAGAGAGACACACAAGCCGGAGCAAAGGCCUGUUGCGUUUCGUGCUGAAGAAGACUGGCAGCGAGGGAAGAAAACUUAUGUGGAAUCUGUGAAGAGACACAUGGAGACAAAUGGAGCUGGAAAAGAUGUGAUGACAGAACUUCAUCAUCUAAUGAACAUCGUGGCCGGUCAGCAUCCCGGUCAGCAGCAGAUGGGAAGUAACAAAGGUUGUUGGCAGCAUCCUUCAGAUCUCAGCAAGAGAAACCAUCGAUCACGUGUCAGAGGUCCGUUGCUCUCUCUCAGUGAAUGGCAGAAAAGAAACCAACUCACCUUCCGACGCUUCGCCGCAGUGCCUGAUGUCUUCGUUAGGAGUCCGAUGCACUGAUUUUUUAUUGUCACAGUUGUAUUAUUAUACAUCUGUUUAUAUAUGUUUGGAAGUCUUACCUAAAAUAUUUCGGCUCUUUAUUUUGUAGAUAAAAAUAUAUGUCUAUUUUACAUUUAUACUGCUGGUUAGUGUUGUGCACUGAAAAGCGUGCAGUGUUUUUGUGUGUUUGUUUGUUUGUGAGUUCACUUUGUGUGGUGUAUCGGUGGUUGUAGAAUUUAAAAGAUUUGUUUGUUUUUUAACGGUUUGUACUUUUGUUAACUAACCCCACAGCCAACCAGCAUUGAAUCCACCACCCUCUAUCUUUGUAGCUACGCGACAUGUUAAGUUUUAGUAGCUAGCCAAAUGUUUCAGAUUUUCUUCUUGAGAAGACGAUUUGAUGUGUUUAAUUUAAUCCUCUCAUUUCUUAGUAGUUACUUGUUUUUAUAACCUUGCAAUUUGCAUGCUAAAUUAAACCAUCUGCUACAUU
Molecule: messenger RNA, 1890 nt
Organism: Paramisgurnus dabryanus
Lineage: Eukaryota; Metazoa; Chordata; Actinopteri; Cypriniformes; Cobitidae
Molecular function (GO): calcium-dependent protein binding
Source: RefSeq, a predicted model, not a curated record